This is a messenger RNA of Cuculus canorus (common cuckoo), 766 nucleotides long. Its product is annotated as feather keratin Cos1-1/Cos1-3/Cos2-1. The record is from RefSeq and is a predicted model, not a curated record. Gene Ontology annotation, cellular component: intermediate filament. NCBI's taxonomy places the organism in Eukaryota, Metazoa, Chordata, Aves, Cuculiformes, Cuculidae. Bases 144 to 449 code for a protein of 101 amino acids. The transcript has 2 exons. Gene Ontology annotation, molecular function: structural constituent of cytoskeleton.
AGAAAAUUUUCCCUUGCCCAGAGGGAGGCUCUGGGCCUGAGGCAGGGCAGGAGCACUAUAAAAGGCAGCCCAGCUCCCUGCUCUCUCAUCCACUUCUCUCCCUUCCUCUCCUUGGCAACCAGGUGCACCUCCAGCCCCAAGCCAUGUCCUGCUGCAACCCGUGCCAGCCCUGCCAGCCCUGCGGCCCGUGCCCGCUGGCCAGCAGCUGCAAUGAGUGCUGCGUCCGGCAGUGCCAGGACUCCGUUGUGGUCAUCGAGCCCUCUCCCGUGGUGGUGACCCUGCCCGGACCCAUCCUCAGCUCCUUCCCUCAGAACACCGCCGUGGGCUCCUCCACCUCCGCUGCUGUGGGCAGCAUCCUCAGCUCUAACGGAGUGCCCAUCUCCUCCGGGGGCCUUGACCUCUCCUGCAUCACCAGCGGCUACUGUGGCACCAGAUGUCGGCCCUGCUAAAUAUGCUGGCAACCUCUCUGGACAAGAACCUCUGAAGACCUCACCACUUGGUUCUGGACAGGAGAUCGAGCUUAGAGGCAUUGUCUUUAGCGCUUUGAGCCAUUGUUUCAUUCUUCCACUCUUUUCUCUCUUUUUACUUUGCUCUUGCCUUGUCCCAAUGCCAGCGUAGUGCGGACCUGUUUGCCUUCGUCCCUCAGCAGGGAGGGCAGAAUGACACCCUGCAGGAGCUCCACCACAUCACGGUGACUGCCCGUGGUGCUCCAUGGGAGCCAUCUCCUUUUCUUCUUUAGACUCAUUAAAGUUUUGCUGCAUCCAUA